Sinocyclocheilus anshuiensis is the source of this 1542-nucleotide messenger RNA. RefSeq names its product gastrula zinc finger protein XlCGF8.2DB-like. The record is from RefSeq and is a predicted model, not a curated record. Gene Ontology annotation, cellular component: chromatin; PcG protein complex; transcription regulator complex. Lineage: Eukaryota; Metazoa; Chordata; Actinopteri; Cypriniformes; Cyprinidae. Bases 454 to 1527 code for a protein of 357 amino acids. Gene Ontology annotation, molecular function: RNA polymerase II cis-regulatory region sequence-specific DNA binding; DNA-binding transcription factor activity, RNA polymerase II-specific. Gene Ontology annotation, biological process: regulation of transcription by RNA polymerase II. The transcript is spliced from 3 exons.
ACGGAGGAGUGGUCGCUGGCGUGCGGUGAAGGGCGAAAAGUGUACGGAACAUGGUUAGUCUACGUUACCUGACACAAUAGUGACUACUGCAAAUCCACGUUUCGUUGCCUGGAUACCAGUUUUUUUCUGUGAAGUGCAGCGAUCCAUUUAUUUCUCCUUUCGGUGUUUUUUUGGCAGUCUGUAAAACGAUAGCUUCGAAUUCUUGUUGAAUCUGGUAUCGCAGUCUAUCGCACAACAACUUUCCCCCAUUUUAGCCGUGUUUUCGCGGAUUUCACGCUGAACGCUCAGUGGGCGGAGCCGCACGCGCUCCAGCUGACGGUGACGUGGUAGGAAGUGGAGACUCGUCCAUCUUUUUUACAGUCUAUGGAUUCAGCUGAAGAAACGAAAAGGUGUCCAAAUACACAGAAAAACUCUGUGAAGCAACUGAGAUCGACGUGACACACUAUUAUAAAGAUGGCGUUUAUUAAAGAGGAGAGUGAAGACAUUAAGAUCGAAGAAACAUUCACAGUCAAACAUGAAGAUACUGAGACACAAACAGACCUGAUGCCGCUGAAAGAGAAAAGUGAAGAACCAAAUGAAAUGGAAGGCAAAGAUCAGUAUAAGAAACAUUAUUUCACUGGAGAAAAUUUUAGUUGCUCACAAACUAGACAGACUUUACAAAAGAAAGCUCAAAAGACAGGAACUAGAAGUCAUUUCAAUUGCCAACAAUGUGGAAAGAGUUUUAAUAAAAAAAGAACCUUUAACAUUCACAUUAGAAUUCACACAGGAGAGAAACCUUACACCUGCUCUCAAUGUGGACUAAGCUUCACUCAAAAAGGAACCCUUAACAGGCACAUUAGAAUUCACACUGAAGAGAAGACUUACACCUGCAAACUGUGUGGAAAUAGUUUCAUGCAAAAAGGAGACCUUAAAAACCACAUGAGAAUUCAUACUGGAGAGAAGCCUUACACCUGCCAACAGUGUGGAAAGAGUUUCUGUCAAAAAGGAAAUCUCAAAGUCCACAUGAGUGUUCACACUGGAGAGAGAUAUUUUAACUGCCAACAAUGUGGAAAAAGUUUCACUAAAAAAGAAAGCCUUGAAAUCCAUUUGAGAAUUCACACUGGUGAGAAACCUUACACCUGCCAACAGUGUGGAAAGAGUUUCUGUCAAAAAGGAAAUCUCAAAGUCCACAUGAGUAUUCACACUAAAGAGAGCGAUUUCAACUGCCAACAAUGUGGGAAAAGUUUCACUAAAAAAGAAAGCCUUGAAAUCCAUUUGAGAAUUCACACUGGUGAGAAGCCCUACAAUUGCCAACAAUGUGGAAAAAGUUUCAUUAAAAAAGGAACCCUUAAAAUGCACAAUAGAAUUCACACUGGAGAAAAACCUUUUGUCUGCCCUCAAUGUGGACUAAGCUUCACUCAAAAAGGAACCCUUAACAGCCACAUUAGAAUUCACACUGGAGAGAAGCCUUACACCUGCAAACUGUGUGGAAAUUGUUUUACUCGAAAAGGACGCCUCAAAACCCACAUGAGAUUUCAUACUGUAUAGAAUCCUUAUACCUGC